Messenger RNA from Ctenocephalides felis (cat flea), 474 nucleotides. RefSeq lists its product as uncharacterized. The transcript has a single exon. The record is from RefSeq and is a predicted model, not a curated record. Gene Ontology annotation, molecular function: DNA helicase activity. NCBI's taxonomy places the organism in Eukaryota, Metazoa, Arthropoda, Insecta, Siphonaptera, Pulicidae. Gene Ontology annotation, biological process: DNA repair; telomere maintenance. Bases 1 to 474 code for a protein of 157 amino acids.
AUGGCGCAUAAACGUGCAUUAGAAGCACUUAACCGAACAUUAAAAGAUUUACGCAGUGACUCGCGAUCUUUUGGAGAAGCAAUGAUUUUACUGCCUGGCGAUUUCCGCCAAAUACUGCCAGUAAUCCCAAGAUCUACAGCUACCGACGAAAUAAACGCUUGCCUCAAAUCGUCAAAUCUAUGGCGCUAUGUGAAGAAAUUGCAGCUGACAACAAACAUGAAAGUUACAUAUCUUAAUAAUACAUCUGCUGUAGAUUUUUCGGAUCAAUUGCUGACUAUCGGCAAUGGUCAAGUACCUGUCAAUGAAUCGAGCGUAUUAAUAUCAUUUCCAAACAAUUUCUGUAACUUUGUCUCAUCAAAAGUCGAACUUAUCAACAAUGUAUUUCCAGAAAUUAUUUCUAACUACAAAAAUAAUGUAUGGUUGAGUGAGCGAGCAAUUUUAGCAGCUAAGAAUAAAAAUGUAGAUAACCCCUAA